Epithele typhae is the source of this 1455-nucleotide messenger RNA. RefSeq lists its product as uncharacterized. Gene Ontology annotation, cellular component: Swr1 complex; NuA4 histone acetyltransferase complex. Gene Ontology annotation, molecular function: transcription corepressor activity. Bases 1 to 1455 code for a protein of 484 amino acids. The record is from RefSeq and is a predicted model, not a curated record. The transcript has 9 exons. NCBI's taxonomy places the organism in Eukaryota, Fungi, Basidiomycota, Agaricomycetes, Polyporales, Epitheliaceae. Gene Ontology annotation, biological process: DNA repair; chromatin remodeling; negative regulation of transcription by RNA polymerase II.
AUGGCCGCCUCUGCAGCUGACGUUCGAAGCAUCCUCUCCAUUCCCAGCGCCGCGGCGUCAGGGAGUACACCUGCCCCGAAGAAGACGCAAGCGAGCGAACGUACCCGCAAGCCAGAGGGCAUCCCAAGGGAACUGUACGCCCUCAUCGGCCCUUCUGCGCCUACCCUCGCUGCCCAGUUCGCAAAACCUCAACUCAAGCAGAAACCCAAUCUCGGUGGCGGAAGGAAGGUCAAAUGGGAAUGGCGUCCGUUUAAGAACGGCGCGAGGUCGGACGAACUGCGACUCUCGCACUGGGUGAAGUCAAGUGAGGAUCCCGAGACCGAGUAUCACUUCGCCAAAUACAAUAUCUCCACACCGUCCUACUACUUAGAAGACCCGGACUGGACGAAGGAGGAAACAGACUACCUCUUCGGCUUGAUGCGCGAGUACGAUGGUCGGUUUUUUGUGGUCCAUGACCGUUAUGAGUCCCCGAACAGAAAGGAGCGGACAAUUGAGGAUAUCAAAGACCGUUACUUCAGUGUAUGCCGCAAGCUAGUUCGCAAUCGUGCCUGGCUCGGAGAUGAACACAGCAAAGCAGCUCUAAUUGCGUCUUUAUCAUAUGACAAGCAUCGUGAGAACACUCGAAAGAGAUACGUGAAGUCUUUGGAGAACCGAACUCCGGAGCAGAUAGCAGAAGAAGACGCGCUAUAUCUUGAACUCGAGAAGCUCAAGGAGAACGAGCGCAGGUUCAAGAAAGACCGGGACGAGCUUCUACGCACCCUGUGUGGUAUUGAAUCCGGUCUGCCUGAUAUCCGAGAAGACGAUGAAGCGCUACUUGGACCUCUCAACGAGGUCAAAAAGAAGAAAAAGGGCGUAUCAAGCAGCGUAGAGCCUCAAACACCCGUCACACCCGCCAGUGCGACUGUCAUUGCACUUCCACAACCACAACCCAAGAAGUCGACUGCCAAGUCCGCCGCUUACGAUGCACUUCAUUGUAUCGUCAGAACAGACACCGACCACCCCACAACGAAGGCCGCCCAUCAACCCGCACAUCUUAGGAGUUACAAGAUCGCCCAGCCGAAGCAAGGCGCUCAGUCUCGGGUCCCUCAGCUUCUUGGGGAACUCGGUGUCACCACUGGUCGUCUCGUCAUGCCCACUCGUGACAACUUAGCAAAAUAUGCCGCUCUCGUCGAUGCAGCGCAGCAACUCAUCGAGCUGAAGAAAGCUGUUGACAAGCAGGAGCAAGACAUUCGUGUUUCUCAGGCACGACUGGCGACCCUCCGUGGUGAGGAUGCUGGGGGUGACAGCAAAGAAGUGCCACAAACGCCUAUGGAAAUAGACAAUGGUGCAGACGGAGAAGCUGAGGCCGAAGGGGAGGGCGAAAGCAAUCGGGCCCAGUCUGUUGGCCGUCGUUCAAUGUCCAUUUCUUCGGUAGACACUGCUGGUGGUAGCGUCAAACGGCAGAAGCAGAGAUAA